Molecule: messenger RNA, 2236 nt
Organism: Brassica rapa (field mustard)
Lineage: Eukaryota; Viridiplantae; Streptophyta; Magnoliopsida; Brassicales; Brassicaceae
Product: dof zinc finger protein DOF5.8
Biological process (GO): regulation of DNA-templated transcription
Molecular function (GO): DNA-binding transcription factor activity; DNA binding
Source: RefSeq, a predicted model, not a curated record
UGGCGGGUCAGUAUCUAGUUGGUAUAUUAAAAACAAACAUAAGGUUGUGAACUUGUGAUAGAUACAAAAUAAAUUAAACCAAUGAUUAAAAUAGCUGGAAAGAAAGAAGAAGAGAGAAUCAUAAGCCCGACAAUGCAUUUUUCUCUGGUGAGUUGCAAACAACCGAUGGCCCAUUAACAUAUGAUUACAAAAUCCCAAAUAAUAUCAAGGCCCAUGGCCAACCCAGUCAUACAUACAUCUAAAAGAAAAGGUCCAUUAUACAUACGGACCGAAAUAUAAACGUAGCCUCUCGAUGCUCUUCAAAGGAGAGAGAGGACUCAGACUAGGAAAAUGACCAAAGGAAUCGGAUAAAGAGAGUGUGUCAGGGCUUGACCAGUGUAGCCCGGUGGGCACACAGAGAAAGGACGGCUCUGAACCAGUAGACACGUCUUCACACACACACACUUCUCACAUGUCUCUCUCUCUCAAAAAUGUUUGUUGUGUGUUUUGGGGUGAAGAUUUGCAUGCUUCUGCUUCUUAUCCAUUCCUAUUCUCCGUAUCCAUUAUCUUUAUCCGACAAGCUUGGCUUGAUUCUGUCUCUUCACAAAAACGAAUCUCUUUCUGUCUCUUUUGACCGUUUUAGUAGCAUCCUAUUUACAAUUGUAACCCUCUUCUUGCGUUUGGGACAGAACAGCUGUCAUCAGAUUCUCUCGCUUUACCCUAAACAUCCACCAUUUGUCCUGUCCCGCGCAAGAGCAUGUUCAGUCAGUAUUCAUACAAUUAUUGUGUCUUCAUAAUAACAAGUAAAACUGAUGACCAAGUUAGUUUCAUAAUAAUAAUCUUGUGCUAAUUUAAUUUACCUUGAAUUUUAUGAUAAAAUCCAGUUGCCGACAAAAAAAAAUCCAGUUUUAAAAUGUUCUCCUACAUGCAUGUAUAACUACAUAUAUAUUAAGGCACUCAAUCAGCACUUAUGCCUGGUAAGCUGUCUUAUUUCGAAUUUGGUUAUACGUGCGACCCAUGUGACAAAGUAAUGGAUAGAGAGAUUAGAGAGAAUUGUCUGUGGUUUAUACAUAGAGUUUUCUUAUACAUAUGCUAAUUUUUUUCAAAAUAGAAAAUCUUGAAAGAAGAGCCACCACCUACGUAUCAUGAGAAUAAAGAGAGAGAGAGAGAGAGAGAGGAGAAAAGAACAGAGCUUCUCUUUCUCUCUCUAUGUUCACAAUAAACCCAACACAACUCUGUCACAAAGCUUCACACUCUCUUCUCCUCCCUCCCCACCUUCCAUCUCUCCCUUGUCCAUAAAAGGAACCUCACUCUCUCAGAAAGUUCCAACCUUUUAAACACACACCUCCAAAGCUAGCUUACAAAUUGUUUUUUUUUUCUUUUUCAAACUUUCGUUUUCCCUCUAUCUUCUUCAACAUGCCUUCUGAUGUCAACGAGUCGCGUCGAUUAACUAAGAUACCUCACGGAGGAGCUGCGGCGGAUCAGCAAGACCAGCUUCCUUGUCCUCGCUGUGAAUCAACCAACACCAAGUUCUGUUACUACAACAACUACAACUUCUCCCAGCCUCGCCAUUUCUGCAAAGCUUGUCGUCGUUACUGGACUCACGGUGGUACUCUCCGUGACAUUCCCGUCGGCGGCGUUUCCCGUAAAAGCUCCAAACGCUCUCGAACUUGCUCCUCCGUCGCUGUUUCCGCCGCCGUCGGAAGCCGGGAGUUCCCCUUACAAGCGACGCCUGUUCUCUUCCCUCCUCCGUCAUCUAACAACGGUGAUGUUACGGCGGCGAAGGGAAGCGCGUCGUCGGCCUACGGAGGUUUCACCUCUCUGCUCAGCUACAACGCCGCCGCAAGCAGAAAUGGGCCUGGUGGCGGGUUUAAUGGGCUGGAAGGGUUUGGACUUGGGCUUGGUCACGGGUCGUAUUUCGACAACGUCAGGUUUGGACAAGGGAUAACGGUCUGGCCGUUUUCGAGUAGCGCUACUGAUGCUACGUCAGCUGUUACAAGCCACGUGGGUCCAAUACCGGCGACGUGGCAGUUCGAAGGACCAGAGAGCAAAGUGGGGUUCGUGUCUGGAGACUACUAAUAAGCGUGAGAGACCAUAUUAUCUAUAUACCUGCUUCUUGUUCCUGGUUUCAAUGUCUCUUUUAGUUUCUACUCUUUUAGCUUUCUAUUUAGUUAUCUUAAAAGUAGUGUUAUCUGGUUACUUAGUUAGUUGUGAACGAAACUACAAACUCUAAUGUUAAUCCCAACUUUGGAAAACA